Condylura cristata (star-nosed mole) is the source of this 6150-nucleotide messenger RNA. RefSeq names its product ATPase, aminophospholipid transporter (APLT), class I, type 8A, member 1 (gene ATP8A1). Bases 256 to 3750 code for a protein of 1164 amino acids. The transcript is spliced from 37 exons. Lineage: Eukaryota; Metazoa; Chordata; Mammalia; Eulipotyphla; Talpidae. Gene Ontology annotation, cellular component: plasma membrane. Gene Ontology annotation, molecular function: ATPase-coupled intramembrane lipid carrier activity; ATP hydrolysis activity; magnesium ion binding. Gene Ontology annotation, biological process: phospholipid translocation. The record is from RefSeq and is a predicted model, not a curated record.
CUCCGCCCUUUGCCGAGCCGCCCCCUCCGCGGCUGCAGGAGAGCUCUGCGGCCGCCGCCGCCGCCUUGGUCGCCACUUCCCACCUCCUCCCGGCGUGCGGGGGCAGCGCCCGGUGGUUGCACUACCGGUGGUGGGCUGUUGAGUGCGAGCUGCGGCGGCUGAACGCUCCGUGCAGCAUAGCCGGGUCUCCCGCCGGCGCAGCUCGGUGACAGGUGCACGGUUCCGGGUGGAGACCCACCUGCAGCGGCCGCCGAGAUGCCGACUAUGCGGAGGACAGUGUCGGAGAUCCGCUCUCGAGCGGAGGGUUAUGAGAAGACUGAUGAUGUUUCAGAGAAGACUUCGCUGGCUGAUCAGGAGGAAGUACGAACUAUAUUUAUCAACCAGCCACAGCUGACAAAAUUCUGCAAUAACCAUGUCAGCACUGCGAAGUACAACAUAAUUACAUUCCUCCCAAGAUUUCUCUAUUCUCAAUUCAGAAGAGCUGCUAAUUCAUUUUUCCUUUUUAUUGCACUGCUUCAGCAAAUACCUGAUGUAUCACCAACAGGCCGCUACACAACACUGGUUCCUCUCUUGUUUAUUUUAGCUGUGGCAGCCAUCAAAGAGAUAAUAGAAGAUAUUAAACGACAUAAAGCUGACAAUGCUGUGAACAAGAAACAGACACAAGUUUUGAGAAAUGGUGCUUGGGAAAUUGUGCACUGGGAAAAGGUAAAUGUUGGAGAUAUAGUUAUAAUAAAAGGCAAAGAGUUUAUACCUGCUGACACUGUACUUCUCUCAUCAAGUGAGCCUCAGGCCAUGUGCUACAUUGAAACGUCCAACUUAGAUGGUGAAACAAACUUGAAAAUCAGACAGGGUUUGCCAGCAACAUCAGACAUAAAAGAUAUAGAGAACUUGAUGCAAAUCUCUGGCAGAAUCGAGUGUGAAAGUCCAAACAGACAUCUUUACGAUUUUGUUGGGAACAUAAGGCUUAAUGGAAAUAGCACUGUUCCCCUGGGAGCAGAUCAGAUUCUUCUUCGAGGCGCUCAGUUGCGAAAUACACAGUGGGUUCAUGGAAUAGUUGUCUACACUGGACAUGACACCAAGCUGAUGCAGAAUUCAACAAGUCCACCACUUAAACUCUCAAAUGUGGAACGGAUAACAAAUGUACAAAUAUUGAUUUUAUUUUGUAUCUUAAUUGCCAUGUCUCUUGUCUGUUCUGUGGGCUCCGCCAUUUGGAAUAGAAGGCAUUCUGGAAAGGACUGGUAUCUCAAUUUAAACUAUGGUGGCGCUAAUAAUUUUGGACUGAAUUUCUUGACCUUCAUCAUCCUUUUCAACAAUCUGAUUCCUAUCAGCUUGCUGGUUACAUUAGAAGUGGUAAAAUUUACCCAGGCAUACUUCAUAAAUUGGGAUCUUGACAUGCACUAUGAACCCACAGACACUGCUGCUAUGGCUCGAACAUCUAAUCUAAAUGAGGAGCUUGGCCAGGUAAAAUACAUAUUUUCUGACAAGACUGGUACCCUGACUUGCAAUGUGAUGCAGUUUAAGAAGUGCACCAUAGCUGGAGUUGCUUAUGGUCAUGUCCCUGAACCCGAGGAUUAUGGCUGCUCUCCUGAUGAAUGGCAAAGCUCACAGUUGGGAGAUGAAAAAACAUUUAGUGAUUCAUCACUGCUGGAAAACCUCCAAAAUAAUCAUCCAACUGCACCUAUAAUAUGUGAAUUCCUUACAAUGAUGGCAGUUUGUCACACAGCGGUGCCGGAGCGAGAAGGUGAUAAAAUUAUUUAUCAAGCAGCAUCUCCAGAUGAGGGUGCCUUGGUCAGAGCAGCCAAGCAACUGAAUUUUGUUUUCACUGGAAGAACACCUGACUCGGUGAUCAUUGAUUCACUGGGACAGGAAGAACGAUAUGAAUUGCUCAAUGUCCUGGAGUUCACCAGUGCUAGAAAAAGAAUGUCUGUCAUCGUUCGCACUCCAUCCGGGAAGCUACGACUUUACUGCAAAGGAGCUGACACUGUGAUUUAUGAUCGACUGGCAGAGACUUCAAAAUAUAAAGAAAUUACCCUAAAACACUUAGAGCAGUUUGCUACAGAAGGGCUAAGGACUUUGUGUUUUGCUGUGGCUGAGAUCUCAGAGAGUGACUUCCAGGAGUGGCGGGUGGUCUACGAGCGUGCUUCCACAGCUAUACAGAACAGGCUGCUCAAGCUGGAGGAGAGCUAUGAGCUGAUUGAAAAGAAUCUGCAACUACUGGGAGCUACAGCCAUUGAGGAUCGAUUACAAGAUCAAGUGCCUGAAACUAUAGAAACGCUGAUGAAAGCAGACAUUAAAAUCUGGAUCCUUACAGGGGACAAACAAGAAACAGCCAUCAACAUUGGACACUCCUGCAAGCUUUUGAGGAAGAACAUGGGCAUGAUUGUUAUAAAUGAAGGCUCUCUUGAUGGAACAAGGGAAACUCUUAGUCGUCAUUGCACUACCCUUGGUGAUGCUCUUCGGAAAGAGAAUGAUUUUGCUCUUAUAAUUGAUGGAAAAACCCUCAAGUAUGCCUUAACAUUUGGAGUAAGGCAGUACUUCCUGGACUUAGCUUUGUCGUGCAAAGCUGUAAUUUGCUGCAGGGUUUCUCCUCUUCAAAAAUCUGAAGUCGUUGAGAUGGUUAAGAAACAAGUCAAAGUCAUAACACUUGCUAUUGGUGAUGGAGCAAACGAUGUUAGCAUGAUCCAGACAGCACAUGUUGGCGUUGGUAUAAGCGGCAAUGAAGGCCUUCAGGCGGCUAACUCUUCUGAUUAUUCCAUUGCUCAGUUCAAGUAUUUGAAGAAUUUAUUGAUGGUUCAUGGUGCCUGGAACUAUAACAGAGUCUCCAAGUGCAUUCUGUACUGCUUCUACAAGAAUAUAGUUCUCUAUAUUAUUGAGAUCUGGUUUGCCUUUGUUAAUGGCUUUUCGGGACAAAUCCUCUUUGAGAGAUGGUGUAUAGGUCUUUAUAACGUGAUGUUUACAGCCAUGCCUCCCUUAACGCUGGGAAUAUUUGAGAGAUCGUGCAGAAAAGAGAAUAUGUUGAAGUAUCCUGAAUUAUACAAAACGUCUCAGAAUGCUCUGGACUUCAACACCAAGGUUUUCUGGGUUCAUUGUUUAAAUGGCCUCUUCCACUCAGUUAUUCUGUUUUGGUUUCCACUAAAAGCGCUUCAGUAUGGUACUGUAUUUGGAAAUGGGAAGACCUCUGAUUAUCUGCUUUUGGGAAACUUUGUUUAUACGUUUGUGGUAAUAACUGUGUGUCUGAAAGCUGGACUGGAGACAUCAUAUUGGACAUGGUUCAGCCACAUAGCGAUCUGGGGCAGCAUCAUACUCUGGGUGGUGUUCUUUGGAAUCUACUCAUCUCUGUGGCCUGCUGUUCCAAUGGCUCCUGACAUGUCAGGAGAGGCAGCCAUGUUGUUUAGCUCCGGAGUCUUUUGGACGGGCCUGUUAUUUAUCCCUGUGGCGUCCUUACUCCUUGAUGUGGCUCACAAGGUUAUUAAGAGGACAGCUUUUAAAACACUAGUAGAUGAAGUUCAGGAGCUGGAGGCAAAAUCUGAAGACCCAGGAGCAGUUGUGCUUGGUAAAAGCCUGACAGAGAGAGCUCAGCUACUCAAGAACGUCUUCAAGAAGAACCAUGUGAACUUGUACCGAUCUGAGUCACUGCAACAGAACCUGCUCCAUGGCUAUGCCUUCUCUCAAGAUGAAAAUGGCAUUGUUUCACAGUCAGAAGUGAUCAGAGCCUAUGAUACCACAAAGCAGAGACCCAGUGAGUGGUGAUGGGGAGAAGCUGCCAGGCAGGCUCUGCUAAGUCUCUAAGGAUCACUCCCAGGUAUUCCGGGAAUCUGCCAACCAUUUCCAGCCUGGUGCAAGGAGGAAAAGUGGAUCCGAGCUCAUCGAGUUGACUGAUAUUCAGAUUCGUGUGUAUUAUAGACAUAAGCACUGUGCAGCGAUACUGUAAUACCAUCUCUCUCCAGUUUUUCAGAGUAUCUGCUAAGUCUUUAUAAACAGAAACUGAAAAUACUUCCGUAAAUUGAGACUAGGUCAGUAUUCUUAUGCCAUCACUCUGAAAAUGUAAUGAUCGAUGUAUUGGGUAGACCACAGAAGAUGAUUCAAAAACUCUAAAAUGGUAACAGGGGAAGGGACUCUUGAUAUCCAGAAUUAGAUUUCAGGAUAUGCUGAAAAGAAACCAGCAUUCUUAAGAAACUGACUCACCUUACUGAGCAAAAUUUCUAAGCAAGACAUUACUAUUGUUUGUGUCAAAAAUUGUCUUGAUAAAUGUUUGCCAAAGAAGUUCAAUAUAUGUAUUUCUCUUCAGUAGUCAUUUGCCCAGAAAUUUAAAAGAAAGUUUACUUCCAGUUCUGCUGUAAGAUCUGCAUGCUCGACUUUUCAAAUGUAAGAGUGGUUUGCAAAAAUGAGUAUUUCACGGCAUUUGCUACUAAAAUCUGUGAUGUUGCACCUUUGGCCUUACAACGCUUCUUUCUUGUUUGUCUUGUUUGUUAAAGUGAGAGAGCACAUAUGGUGAUGUGAAUUUGUUAUUAUGAUACUGAUUUUUAAAACUGUAUUUGUGUCUCAGUCAUUUCUGAUGAGGUUUCAUGCCAUUUAGACUUUUCUAAAAAUUUGGAUUCUACUGUAGAUUGAGUGAUAUCAUUGUAUCUUAGAGAUUCCUAUCAAGAAAAAUAUGUUUAAGUAUUUUUGUGGGAUUUCCAAUGCUUCUGUGGAGAUGUUGGGACUACCGUGGCAGAUAAGUGCAUGGGCUUUUGUAAUGUAUGUGGGCUCCGCUUCUGUACAAUGUCUUGGUUCUUCCCAGUUGUCUCCCCACAGAUGCCUGCUGCAUUAUCUAAUACACCCCAUGUUAAGGUGACUGCCCCCACACCUAAGACUGAUAAUUACUUCACAGUUCACUUGUCAAGCAGCUCCUGAAUUUAGUCACACGCUGCUAAUUGGGACAAAUAAGUAGUAUAUUUUCCCCAUUUUAAAAACACAUAUUUACUCAAGCCUAUAACUCUACAAGGAACACUUUUCAUCACAAGUAGGUUUCACUGAUGUUUUAAUAUGUAUGUUCAGUUUAUUUUCUGCAUUUCCAAGACAUCUGAAGAUGCCUAUUUUGCUACUGACAAAAAAAUGGUGAAGGGGCUGUUGAAAAACCACAGCUAGUUUUCUAUACUAUUUUUAAAAUAAUGCUUUCAUUUAAAAAAGGAAUUCUAGUUUCAGAUGCACUUCAGAGACUGAAGCAAACUUUUUGCCUUUUAUUCAAAAGCCUGUUUGCCUUUAAGUGGACUUACCAGCAAAAUUGGUAAAACUUCCUCUUUUAAAAAAUAGUAAGUCAACUAAAAUUGAGGAGAUGAUUUUUCAGGCCAUUCAUUGAGUUUAAUAAUUUCACGUUCUUUUCAUCCCUUUUCUCAGUCUAUCAACAGAUUUAAAAUUAGGCAAGUAUCAUUUAUGGGUAUGUUUACAAGCAUGCCUCCCCAAUUUUCUACAAAUAAGAGAGGUUCCAACACAUUUAAAUAAUGCUAACUAAAGAGGCAAGGAGUUGGGUGUUUUACUUCUCUGACCUUCCCACUUGGGGUUUAGAUUAAGAGAAUCAUGAAUCAAAACAUCUAGAAAAACCACAGGUGUAAGAGUCAAAGUUAUCUUCAAACUUUGAAAUACCAAAUGGAUAUUCAGAGCAUGUUUUCCUGCAUCUCCAUGAUGAUAGUUGGGGUCAAUCUCUCCAAAAAUAACAAAAAAAGAAUGAGGUACAUCCCUCCCUCCAGAGAAACCCUUUGUAGGUGCUUGUAUUUCCCCCUUGCUUCAUCAAUGGCAUCCUUUUCCAAAAUUUUAAUAUCAAAUUGUUAUGACUGUCAUAGGUAUGAGUAUUCUGACUUAUGAAAAAUAAAAGUCUAUUUCUUGAAACCUGGAUUGUUUCUGUGGAACUCUUAAAUGUGAGUAGAAACUCCUAGAGUAAUUUAAUGUAUUUGACCAAAAUAGGACUGAUUUUUUGCCUUUUUGUCCCAUGGUCUUAUUUUUGAAUUAUCAGCAGUAAGCCAAUCUCUGUACUUCUUGGGUGGGAGUUAGGGGUAGCAACAGAGAAUGGCUUCCUUGGUAACACUGAAAAUUAACAUUGCAAUUGCAGUGACUUUAUAGUGUUAAAUUAGAGAAAGCUUGUGAUUUUUCCUAAACCCUCCUCAAGGGGGGGGG